Molecule: messenger RNA, 5571 nt
Organism: Triticum urartu
Lineage: Eukaryota; Viridiplantae; Streptophyta; Magnoliopsida; Poales; Poaceae
Source: RefSeq, a predicted model, not a curated record
GUGCUACACAAGUCAAACACCAUCCCAGGAGACUGAAUGUGUUGCAGGCCCGAUGGAGGGGACAAAUGUUGACGACUCUAACGAAGGGAUCAUACCCGUAGCCGAUGAUGUUGACAAAAUUUACCCACGUAGUCCAGGUAUAAGGCUGUGCAAAUAUACAGAGCUUAAUUUUAUCCUUUUUAUGUGAUAAAUCAUACCUAAUAGACUUGGGCACAACCAAUUCUAAUGUAUCAAGCGUGUGACUUGUAGGAGUCCAUAUUACUCCCUCGGAACUGAUGAUAUUUGAGACCGAUGGUGAUAGCACAUAUGAUACACCAGGUAUAUGUGUACCUCCAUGUAUAUGUUCGGCUACAUAUUUUCUUAUACAUGUCAAACACCAUCACAGGAGAUGUUGCAGGCCCGAUGGAGGGGACAAAUGUUGACGACUCUAACGAAGGGGUUAUACAUGUAGCCGACGAUGUUCACAAGAUUUACCCAAGUAGUCCAGGUAUUAAGGCUGUGCAUAUAUACAGAGCUUACAUUUGUGCUUUUUAUGUGAUAAAUCGUACCUAACAGACUUGGGCAGAACCAAUUCUAAUGGAUCAAGCGUGUGACUUGUAGGAGUCCAUAUUACUCCCUCGGCAUGGAUGAUACUUGAACAGACCGAUUGUGAAAGGACAUAUGUUCAUCAACCUUCCCAUCUGAUUACGGGUAAGUAUUAUGUUGCUGAAAGGUUAACACCAUGUGCCUACAACUUUGCCUUAUUUCGGUCCAAUAUUUUGUUAUGUUUACAUGAUGCAGACAGCCACCCAAUCUCAUUCCUAUAUACUGUAGAUUCAUUGCCGGCUCUCAGUAAUCUGACAAAAGAACUAGCUAGCAUGCAACGUGAUAAAGAGGAAAAGAGGCCGCAGAAUGUUCCACACCAUCCUCUCAGUGAUAUCACUAAUGCUUAUCAACCAUCCUCUAUGGACCUUGACGAAAAAAGAGAGUUCAUAAAAUCUCGGAGGCGAGCUGCUUAUCGAAAGAAAAAAGAGGAGGCUACCGUCAAGCAACAAGAUGAAAAUCUGUCUGCCCUUACGAUAUCAGGUAAGAAUGUUUUAUGUGUCGGACUACGAUAAUAGUAUAUAUACUCCCUCCAUUCCACAAUAUAAUGUUAAUAUCCGACGAAAAAUGAUGAGGGUACCAUCAAUGUACAAGCAGAUGUGCAAAAUGUUACCCUGUCCCCUCUCGGUGAUAUCACUGAUGGGUGUCAACCUACCUCAGUGGACCUUGACGAGAAAAAAGAGCAAAUAAAUGCUCGGAGGCGAGCUGCUUAUCGAAAGAAGAGGAGGCUACCGUCAAGCAACAAGAUGGAAAUUUGUCUUCCCUUACGAUAUCAGGUAAGAAUGAUUUAUGUGUCGGCACUGCGAGGAUAGUAUAUAUACUCCCUCUAUUCCAGAAUAUAAGGUUAAUAUCAAUGUACAUGCAGAUAUGCAAAAUGUACCCCUGUUACCUCUCGGUGAUAUCACUAAUGGGUGUCAACCAACCUCGGUGGACCUUGACGAGAAAAAAGAGCAAAUAAAGGCUCGGAGGCGAGCUGCUUAUCGAAAGAAAAAAGAGGAGGCAGCCAGCAAGCAACAAGAUGAAAAUCUAGCUGCCCUUACGAAAUCAGGUAAGGAUGUUUUAUGUUUCAGCAAUACGAUGACCGUAUAUACUUUCUUAGUUAAGAAUGUAGGCGACACAUGUUUCCAUGCAAUUCAAUCCCAUGAAUAAUUGACCAAGAAUAGUGAAUAAAAUAAUUGACCAAUAGUUGACCACUGUGUUCUACAUACAAUUCCUCAUCAUUUAUGUUGAAGUAACACAAAUUUGGAAAGUCGAUAUAGGUCAGACAUACGACUUUUGAGUCCAUAUUUACACUUUAUGUAUGGGCACGGAGGGAUUAUUUAAAUAAUAAUCGUUAGAUAAAGAACUAGCUUCAACCAGCCAACCCAACUACGUCCAGCUAUACAUCAUUGUUUAACCAGCCCGUGCAGCUAUAUAAAGUAAGUGUGAGUCUACUACAUGAAUUCUUGUUGAACAAUGAAGACCCUAAACCCUCCGUGCAGAUAUCCAAAAUGUUCCCCUGUUACCUCUCGGUGACAUCACUAAUGGGUGUCAACCAACCUCGGUGGACCUUGACGAGAAAAAAGAGCAAAUAAAGGCUCGGAGGCGAGCUGCUUAUUGAAAGAAAAAAGAGGAGGCAGCCAGAAAGCAACAAGAUGAAAAUCAGCCUGCCCCGUUGCCUCCUUCAACUGCAUCUGGUGUCAUUCAUGAUAAAAAACAAGCUAGGCGUCAAAAUGAUAAAGAACGCAAGCGUAACUUAAGGUUAAGGGACGGGCAAAGGGAGCAGGAAAAUGCGCAGAGGCGAGCAGAUUAUCGGAAGAAUGUGGAUAACGGAAUGAUUGAUCUUCAACAAAAAAAUCAAAAUCAAAGAGAAUGGCGCAUGCAACACCGAGAAAGCAUGACUUCUGAUGAGAUGGGCGAGUCGAGUGCUCAGAGAAAGGCAAAGUAUGCUGCAAAGAAAAACACUCUGUGUGCUGAAUCGAUCGCAAUGCCGCGUCCAGAUCUAACUAGCACAAUGUCUGACUCUCACGCAACACCUGACUUUCGGUCCACAUCUGUGUGUCUAGAUGGGGGCCCUGCAAUGAGUAUGCCGACGUACCCUGUCGGUACCGAUGGUAAGAAUUGGGUACUGUCACUCUUCUACACAAAUUUUCAGUUGUACCGUCUCUUUCUUACCAUCUCAAUGAAUAGGCAUCAUGUGCGAGGAUCAUGCUCCUACCGUCAAGGCGGCCCCCACAUACAUUCGCAACAUCGAAACGGAUGGUAGUUAUCCCAUCAACGGUCAUCUUUCAUUUUGUAAUCAUUCAUCAGAUAUUUAUAAUGAUUCAAAAAUGUUGCAGGUGCCUAUCUAAGCAGAACCUUAGGUGGUGCUGUAGAUGGCAACCUCAGCAAAAUCAAUGAGCACCUAACAAGUGCCGACCAGCAAACCAAUGAUCCGCUAACAAUAGCGGAUAAUGGAGCUGACCAGCAAAGGCAUGCGUCCAGAGCUCAGCCUAGGACGAGAGAGCGAUCUUGCAAGGGAAGUAUGGCGGCGAAGAAGCGUCAGGAGAAAAUUGGCAAGCGGAAAUCAUGUACGAAGGUGCCACGUGGUGAGAGGAACGCCCUGCUAGAUCGUCGUAAUGAAAGCUUUGCAGGUAGGGUGAAGACCCCGACUGUCAGGUCCAUCUCCAUACCGGAAAUGAGCUCAACUGGACAACCUACCGUAGUUGAAGCACACGGUGCCUCAACCUCAUCUAGCACGCCGGAGUACACUAUCAGAAGUGAAGGUAACAAUCCCAUCCUUACUCUCCACGCGUCCCUUGAGACUGAACCCUCAUUUAUUGGUUUCGCACUUGAGCAGACGAGAUGGACGCUUACCUUAGUCGUCUCAUGACUGAUAAUGUCAACCCUGACAACCUCUUUGACGAUGAGUAUUACCUGUUUGCUGGUGAAGGCUCAGAUGCUGAUGACAUGGAGCACGACGAAUUGGAAGACUCAAGUCACAAUACCUAUGUCGACCAUGAUCCACUGGACUAUGUCUACUCAAACCUCCCAGACCACACACACAUCCUGAAGCACGCGGCGAACUGCGAUCACUGCAAGGCCAAGAAGUUUGUGUCCGAGGCCCCGGGAUUCUGCUGUCGCAGUGGGCAGAUCGAGCUGAAGCAACCGGAGCCCAUCCCGGAGCUAAUGAGGCUUUGGUCUAGCAUGGAUGCGGACUCAAGGCAUUUUCGGGAGAACAUACGGUUCUUCAACGGCCACUUCUUCACAACCCUCGGCGUCAGCCUCGAUGAAAGCUACACAAACAUGAAGUCUGGGGUGUACACAUUUCGGGCGCACGGCACCAUCUACCACAAUGUUCAUUCCUUCGGGCCAACAUCCCGUCCAGAGCAUCUACAGUUGUACUUCUACGACGACGACCCAGGCCUAACCCAUCGCAAGGCUGCCACCGAGCAAUUAGACCAGGAUGUCGUCAGAAAGUUAGUGGACAUACUCAGGGAAAACCCGUACUCCCAGCAGUUCAGGAGUUUGGGUGCGCACAGGGACAACCUCGACGAUUACAGGAUAGACCUCAACACUGACCAGAGACUAGACCAACGGAAGUAUAAUAGACCUCUGUCAUCUGAGGUCGCUGCAAUUUGGGUGGAGGGCACUGACCUAGCGAAGAGGUUCGAUCGUAGGAUUACACUUUGCGGGAAUGACAACCAGAGGCACAGUAUACAUGUGACGGCUGGCUCGUAUGACCCGCUCUCUUACCCACUCUUCUACCCAAGGGGGGAGCUCGGUUGGCACCCGAAACUACCUAAACGUGACGUCCCUUGGCCGGUUGUGCAACAACCAAGAGGUAGACGUGAUGAUGAUGAUGAGGAGGAUGCAGAGGGGAAUAGCAGGUUAUACGUCUCGGUGAGAGACUACUACUGUUACAUGCUCCAGACACGACCUGGGAUAUUCAAUCCCAUACUCUGUGGAGCACGAUUGCUCCAGCAAUGGGGGGUGGACAUGUACAUCAAGAUUGAGAGUUGUAGGUUGAAAUGGUACAGGAAAAACCAGACAAAGAUCCGUGCCGACCUGUAUAAAGGAGUUGUUGAUGCAAUUACAUCCGGCGAGACCCGGGCAAGCGCUGUUGGCGUAAGGAUAGUGCUCCCUGGAACGUACCCACGUGGCGACCGUGACAUGAAGCGGAGGCAUAUGGAUGCCAUGGCAAUUGUCCAUACCUACGGGAAGCCUGACAUCUUCUUGACCAUGACCUGCAACCCUAACUGGGAAGAGAUAACGAAUGAGUUAUUUCCUGGUCAGACAGCGCAAGACCGACCUGAUCUUGUGGCUCGUGUGUUCCAUGGCAAGCUAGAGGCUAUGAAAGAGUUGUUCUUCAAGAAGAAUAUCCUGGGUGUUGUCGCACAUGUAUAUGUAGUCGAGUUCCAGAAGAGGGGCCUCCCCCACGCACACUUUUUGUUGAUCAUGGAUUCUACCUAUAAGCUUGUCGUUCCGGAGCAGUACGACCGACUCAUUUCUGCCGAGCUCCCAGACAAGCAGAAGUAUCCUGAACUCCAUGCCUUGGUGGUGAAACAUAUGAUGCACGGACCAUGCGGUGCUCUCAACCCCAAAAAUGUGUGCAUGCAACAGAACGAGUGCAAGUGCAGAUACCCGCGGCCGUUCAAUGAAAACACGGCACAGGGCAAGGACUCAUACCCAGUUUAUCGUCGUCGAGAUAAUGGUCGGCAGGCUAAGGUCCGGGGUAAAAUGUUGGACAACAGAUGGGUUGUGCCGUAUAACCCUUACCUUCUGCGGAUGUUCAAUUGCCACAUCAAUGUUGAGGUUUGCUCCAGCAUAAAGGCCGUCAAAUACCUUUACAAGUACAUAUACAAGGGCCAUGAUAGGGCUUCUUUCAGCAUCGACCAGCCCGACGCCGAUGGUAACAUUGAUGAGAUCAAAAGAUACGUAGACGCGAGGUGGGUUACUCCUCCAGAGGCGAUGUGGAGGAUAUUUGGCUUCCCCUUGUGUGCCAAUGACCCGCCUGUACUAUAGUUGCCC